GGUAUUUUGUUAAUAUCUAUUUGUAUGUAGUUAUAUAUUUUCCAUUAUACGAAUUCUUAUAUUCAUUUUCAUAUGUUUAUAGCCAAGAACAAUCAAUGGAGUUAAAAAAAGCCCAAAUGAAAGUAGACGUGAAGGAUAUUGGGGACAAAUGGAAUCAACUUCCUGAAGAAGAAAAAAAUAAGUAUAUACAACUGGGAAAGCUGCAAUCUGAACAAUAUGCCCAAUUAAAAACUGUGGUCCAACAAAAGCCUCCAAAAGUAAAAAUUCAAACCCGGAUUGAGCUUAAAUCAAUUUGUAAGAUUAUUAGAAGGUUGGACAAAGCACAACAACAAGCAGUGACUGAUAUGGGGUUUCAUGGCAUCCUAAGCCUUAGGUGCAUGCACAUAGAUCAUGACUUGUGCCAUUGGUUAGUUCAGAACUUUAAUCCUUCAACUCAUUCAUUGAAUGUCCACGGUCUUCGAAUGCUUCUCACCAUAGAAGAUGUUCAUGAGUUGAUGGGAUUACCUUCCAAUGGUCUACCUGUGAAGUUAAAAGAGUCCGUAGAUGAAAUUAGAAACCUAUGUGAUGAACUUGCGGUGAAGAAUAAAUUUGUUCCAUUCACAUCUCUGAAAUCUUAUCUGCUUGAAACAAAAGAUGCUGGAACUGAAUUUAAAAGGAAAUUUGUCUUAUAA
Messenger RNA from Camellia sinensis, 671 nucleotides. Lineage: Eukaryota; Viridiplantae; Streptophyta; Magnoliopsida; Ericales; Theaceae. The record is from RefSeq and is a predicted model, not a curated record.